AUGGUUUGGCAGCUGCUGCCGCUACAUGCGCCAGACGAGGAGAUAGUGCCGCUGCCCUCUGAUGGAGAUGCCACGCUCGGGCGACGACCGAAUAAUUUCCUGGUUUGCCCACACCUUGCAGUGAGCGGGACACAUUGCAUUCUGCACUGCAAUGCUGGCUGCCCUCCUGAGUUCGAGGACUGCAGCACCAACGGGAGCUUUGUGAACGACAAAAAGCUGCAGAAAGGGCAAAGGUGUCAGUUGGCAGACGGAGACAUCAUUUCGCUCACGAAGCCCUUGGAUGCAGUUGACCCCAAAGACGGGGCGGAGGCUGGCCCUCGCAUCCAGUACAAGAUUGUCCUCCAUGAAGAGCCCAAGGAGGACGACCCAGGUGACAUUCCUCCCACAGCGCCUGAGCCGAAGCGAACGGCGGAGGUAGCAGUGCCGCAGGGGGAAAACUGCUUCGCGCAGGAUCUUUUGGUUCAGGAGCAGCAGAGCAAAGCAAAGCUCACAGCAGACUUACUGGUUUCCCAGCGAAAGCUUGAUGAGGAGCGCCAGAGUGUAGAGAACCUUAGCCGAGAGCUGCGCAAAGUCCGCCAGCAGGCUGAGGAGGAGCGAGUUCGAAGACAGGAGGCCGAGGAAGCCAAGGCGAAGCUCGGCGGUGAGGUAGAAGGGCUCCGUGCUGAGGCUCGUCAGCUGCACGAGCUUACCAUCGCACACGAGGAGCUUCGAUCGCGCCACGCGGCCUCCGAGAAGGAGUUGGCUGAGCGAAGCCAGCGAUGCGAUGAGCUGGAGGCCCGGCAGCAGCAGCUGCGUGAAGACCUGGCUUUGGCUGGAGAGGCACGGCAGAAGUCAUCGCAGCACCUGGCUGAGUUACAGAUCCGAGCUCGCCAGGCGCAGGAGCGGGCCGAGCGACUGAGGCAGCAACAAAGCGAGGCCCAGCGUGAAGCCGAGCGCACCGCCGAGGAGAGCCAGCGAUUACAGGACGAGCUGCAGGAGCUUGCAGCCGGCCGUGAGAAGCUGGAAGCGGAAGUGGCGGCAAGCAAGUCCAAUGUCACGAAGGCAGAGGCCGAUGAGCGAAGUGCACGGAGCAAGCUGGAUGUGGCCACGGCCAAACGAGCUGAGCUCGAAUGCCAAGCUGCGGCUGCACAGUCGGAUGCCGACUCUGCCAGGAUCUCAUUGAAAGCUGCGGAGCAGCGCGCAGCGAAAGCGGCUGCCUUGCUGCAACACCUUGGUGAAUCCGGCAAGGGCCUCUUCAGCGAGCUCAGUCGCAGGCUGGAGCUCUGGGACAAAGUCCUGCGGGAAGGUCUCCCGCGAGCUGCCAAGCUAUUGGAGGAGGCAUUGGCAGGGGACGUGGCGCCCACUUUUGCCCAGGCCACCUGUCGUGAGGCACAAUAG
Molecule: messenger RNA, 1377 nt
Organism: Symbiodinium pilosum
Lineage: Eukaryota; Dinophyceae; Suessiales; Symbiodiniaceae
Source: the annotation of a GenBank genome assembly